UUCUCUCUAACUCUUUCCCUCAUCUAGAUAUCUCGCUUCCGCGCGGAGGAUCGAUCGAUAUUUCGUCCUGACGGUGGCUAUUAACAACACGCGUACUUUUCAUUCGCCCCCUCUUACUCCAUUUUUCACGCUACGAUUGCUUCCAAACGUAACGUAAGGUGUAACCCCCUCCGAACCCCCUAUUCCGUCGUCGAUUCUUCCAUCAAUGUCAGGUAGCGCAUGGUAGCCCCGCGUAUCCUGCAUCAUCGGUGGUCGAUAUCUUUCGAUAGCUCCGACUAUAAUACACCCGGCUCACUCUAAUCCGAGGUCGCGGAUUUCUUCGUAUAACAUCGCACCAGUCGGUGCUCGAUUUUUAUCGGGUCACCUACGAGAGCCACCCACUCCGUUUCCGCCAGUUCCCAAUCUAUCCUAUGACGUAUCCUUUCUCAUAUCUUGCAGCCUUUCCAUCCUGCCGUAGUCCGAAGCUUCUACGCGGUCGCGUAUGCGUCUGCAAACAGUCAAUAGGAAGUACCAUCGAGGCACACAAGUACCAGAAAGAGACGAGCAUAGCUCGGAUAUAGAGACCGUUUCGAUUUUCAUCGAUAAUUGUACAUAUAACACUGGAGAACGAAUUGUUGUCGAUUGUUCCUCGAGGGAGAAAUCGAUCUCAGUAUUUUUACGGACACAGCAGCGCAAGCACUGUUGACACUAAUACAAUUAAAUAACGAAGAUAACCACUGUUGUGCUACCAUUAUUGUUAUUGUUGUUAACAUUGUUGUUACCCCCGUUGUUGUUAUAUUAUCCGCUGCGAAAUCGCAGUAACAGUGACGGUGACAACGGUCGCCGAAAAACUCAUGAGUUUACGUGAAGACGCGUAAGACACACGGGUUCCUUCAAAUCGUGUCGUUAAUUUAAAGUUAUUGACAGAGGAGAAGAGCGAUACACGGGAAAGGAAAUAAACAGACGGCAGGAAGUGGAGGACAAGUGGCACGUGGGGUCACGACGUAUCCCUACGAGAGCAAACAAAUAAAGAGAGAGUGUGCUGAGGAUCUCAAUUAAAUAUAUCAUCCGCGAGAAGGGUGAUCGAUUUUUCGUGUAUCCGUCGAGACCCACGGGAGAAUGGUAGUCGAAGCCGCGACAAGAAAUGGGCACGAGCUGGCACCUUUAAACGACCGUCGCCAACCCGCCCAUAACGUGACGAUCGUAACGACAGGAAGUCAAAAUGUCACCGGCGGCCAGGAGACGAAGGAGGAGAAUAGGGCGGCAUGGAGUGGGAAAAUGCAAUUCUUUCUCAGUAUUAUUGGAUAUAGCGUGGGUCUUGGCAAUAUCUGGAGGUUUCCUUAUCUGUGCCAACAAAACGGAGGUGGUGCCUUCCUCAUUCCUUUUUUCGUGAUGCUCAUCUUAGAGGGCGUACCCCUCUUCCUGAUCGAGCUGGGUCUCGGACAACGUAUGCGACAGGGUUCCCUGGGCGUCUGGAACACUAUACAUCCUUGGUUAGGAGGUAUAGGAAUCGCGUCAUGCAUAGUUACGUUUUUCGUUGCGCUUUAUUAUAACGUAAUUAUUACUUGGUGCUUCUUCUACCUCUUCAAUUCGCUCGAGGCUGUCACCAUCAAAUUCGGUGAAUCACUGCCGUGGGCAAAAUGCCCGGAAUUGGACGGGAAACCGGUCGAGGAAUGUGCCAGGAGUUCGGAGACCGCAUAUUUUUGGUACAGGACUACCUUAGACGCGGCACCGUCGAUCGACGAUGGCCAAGGUCUCAAGUGGUGGAUUGUCCUUUGCCUCUUGCUCAGUUGGAUCAUCGUGUUCUUCAUCGUCAUGAAGGGCAUACAGUCGUCAGGCAAAGUGGUAUACUUUACGUCCAUGUUCCCGUAUCUCGUACUAACCAUCUUCUUCAUCCGCGGGAUAACAUUGAGAGGUGCGAGCGCCGGACUGGCGCACAUGUACACACCAAAGGUCGAGAAACUGUUGGAGCCCACGGUCUGGCUUGACGCGGCGACCCAGGUCUUCUAUAGCUUCGGGCUGGCGUUCGGUUCCCUGAUCGCGUUCGGCAGCUACAACACCCCCAACAACAACUGCGUGAGGGACGUGAUCCUGGUGAGCGUGUGCAACGCGUUUACUGCCAUUUAUGCGAGCGUUGUCAUUUUCGCCAUUUUGGGGUUCAAGGCAAUGUCAAACGUGGACAAGUGCGUCGUCAGCGCGAAGAAUACCCUGGUGGAUCAUGGGCUAUUGGAUAACUCGACCUCGUUCGAUCUCGAAGACUACGAACUCUUUAUGAAAAGCUUCAAUUCUUCGGAAAUAAAAAAUUCCACGAUAAAAUCAUGCAGUCUCAGCAAUGAGUUGGACAGCGCUGCUGAGGGUACUGGAUUGGCUUUCAUUGUGUUUACACAGGCGAUCGUGGAAUUACCAGGUGCGCCGUUUUGGUCCUGCAUUUUCUUCCUGAUGCUUUUGGCCCUCGGUCUGGGCUCACAAAUUGGAAUACUUGAAGGCAUGCUUUGUGUAAUCUUCGACAUAGAUCUCUUCAAAAGAAUAAAGAAGCAAUAUAUAACAGGUGUUGUCUGUGUCGUUUGCUUUUUCGUGGGGCUCAUCUUCUGCACCGGUGCUGGGGAAUAUUGGCUGAAAAUGUUUGACAGCUUCGCCGGUACCAUCGGCCUCGUUAUGGUCGCUCUGAUGGAAAUGAUCUCCGUGAUCUUCGUAUACGGUCACGAAAAAUUCACGAAGGACAUCGAAGAGAUGACAGGAUACAGACCGGGAAUUUAUUGGCAAGUCACGUGGCGAUUUCUCGCUCCCAUAAUAAUGGUUUGCAUUCUCAUAUCAAGCAUCGCCUCUAUGUUCAUUAAGAAACCGCAAUACUCGGCAUGGAAUGCGACAUUGGGUAUGACAGAACCUGCGAGUUAUCCCACUUGGGUGCUGGGCAUCGCGGCCGCCAUAAUUGUCGCGGGUAUCGCGCCGAUUCCGCUCGUUUUCCUCUUACGACGAUUCCAGUGCGUGAAACUCGACGUGGAUAUUCAUCAAGGCAGUAUUCGUCGUAUCGAUACCACCGUUUCCACCAAGGAAAUGAUGGGCGACGUUGACCUUGAUGAAUAUCACGAUCGGCUCGAGGACUUCCCGGAAGAGGACGAGGACAUUAAUAGCGACGACGAUACAAACACUGUACCGGCCAUGAGCAAACUCGCCAAGAAAGCAAUGCAGGGUAGGGCUUUCAAAAUGGAAGUAAUGAACUUUUAAGAGCGCAUAAUAUCGGUAUGACUCGUACUGUUUGUUUGCGAACCGCAGGCUAAAGAUAUCGGCAAUGAUUAUAUACAUAUAUAAAGACUAACUAAGGUUUAUGCUAAAUUAUAGUCAAUAUCUUUGCGAGAUAAGCUCACUUCAUACAUCAUCACAUAAAGAAAUAGACACAUAGAUAUUUACGAUACCAAUAAUUAAUUUGCGAAGACUUACGAGAGAAAUUACGUUUCAAUAGAGAAUAAUCCGUGUGUUAUAAGCAAAUUUUCGACAAGAUUGAAUUGUUUGUUUUAAAUCUUUAAUUUUAAAAAUUUCUCAAGUUUGGUCUUUAUAUAUACUACAGUCAUUGGUGUGUCAGGCUGUCGAAGCCGUGCAUCCUUAAGAUGGAACGUAUCGAGCAAACAAACAACGAACGGAAUGCGCGAAUGCUCAAAUUUACUUGAAACUUCUUUGUUGUAUCGAGAUGAUGAGCGAAUCAGACCAGAUGCAAAUGGACCACUAACGAGUAUUGCGCUUGCAUCCAGUAUGAUUUAUACAUCUCGAGAAAAAUUUAACGACGAAAAUUCGCGUUCGUCGUUGGUUUGGUCGAAAAGUUGGGUAUGUCGAUCGCGAUUUUUUCGUAUAUACGUAUACUUUAGAUAGAUGUAGGGUGAAUUCGUUACAAAUCGAGCUCAAUCUGUCGGAUCGAGGCGCCAUUAGGAGCAAUAUGAUAAUACGAAAUAAGUUUUAGGAAGGUAUAGAGCCGCGAGAGCGACCAAUUUGCGCCGCGACGUGCUUUACCGUCGUUUACACGCGCUUCCGGGUAAAAUCGCGAAUCAACAGAUGGAAUACGGUAACAUAUAUAGCAGACGAGAAAUAGCAACGAGAGAAUAGAGCGUUCUGGCUUUUUAGUCAUCGCGUGAUGCGGAGACGAUCUGACGCGGGAUCGUUGAAUUCGUCCGGAUCAAUUCGUUUUUAAUUGAACGGCGCGAUUCUUUUCUUUUUCUUCUUGUUAGAACGUAGUAGUUUGAUCUUUCCAAUGAGAAAAACGUCGGAAAGACUAGACAAUAAAAUUGAACGUAGUCGAGUUGUUAGUCAAAUAUAGACGAUUUGUUUACUGCUCUCUUUACACGAUCCAGAAAUGGAAUGUGUAUGCUUUCGGUUCCUCCGAGGUUCUACCUUUCGCGUAUCAUUGCAGCCCAGACAUGAUCGACCUUACAAAAACGUUCCAAAAGAAAGAAUCUCGUAUACUAAACGGGUUAAUGCUAUUUCUCUUUUAUUAUUUCAUUAUCUAAAUAUUUUUGCUUAGUAAAGCACUUUUGAGAUACUUUUUACGGAAAAGAAGAGAAACCAAAGAGAUUAAACCGUAUAUAUAUUAUAUUGAAAACACUUAUAAAUAUAUAAUACGUUUCCAAACUUUUAAAAACGCAUAUAAUAUAUAUACAUAUAUUCUGUAUGUGUAUUUGGUUUUAAAAAGUUAAUUAGUUUAAUAUUUCAUGAAGAUUGUGAAAGAUUAUUUUUGAAACACGAUUACGGUCGAUCAGAUCUGCAUUAUUCGAUCUCGUUAAGCAAACAAAUUAUGUAUUACGAAUAAUAUUACGUAAACGAAUUACGUCACAAGUACGAGCAAAUAAUAUUUUUAAUUGGCAAUUAGAUUAUGUUCCGCAAGAAGGUAUUAUAAUGAUCCAAACAGGCGCUAAGUUGGCUUAACUGUUAUUUUUAAAUUUCACUCGUCAUCAGCUGACGGAUUAUAUCGUUAAGUUAACAAUUAAAAAGCAUCGAAGUAUAAUACGUGACGCGUUCCUUUACUAUUAAUUUCGCCAGAAAAAGAUGUGAAUAUUUUUGGCGUCACGCGGUGCCAUUAUACGAACGUGACAUUUCGAUAAAAUACAUUACCGGUGCAGAAUAUAUUACUAUAUACUGGUAUCGUGUUGUGUAUCUCGAGAAUACGGGACCUCCGCUAUUCCAAGAUAGAUUUCUCUUUCGCGAAAUAGCCCUAUCGCCGGGCGUUGUUUGGCUGGUCCAGCUAUUUUGAAUACGGAAACACUGCGUACCGAUUCCGCUUUUAGGAUAUAAUCAACGAGCGAUCGGUAUGCCAAGUUCCAUCUCCUAAGGUCUCGUGAGACGGUGUGAAUUUCGAAUAACCGUAAUGUCAAUAAUAAAGAGAUUGCGAUCCGCGCGAGAAUCGCAUUUGCUGUGCAAAUUUCGCGAAAUAUCUUUUCGUGUACAUGUACGUUACGAUCUAAGCUCGGAAACGCCAUUGUGAUUAUCCUCUGUCCUAUUUAUAUUGUACAUACUUUAAACUGAGAUCAAUUAACUGGACAAAUCAAUGAGAACGUGUACAAUAUCGUGAGUAAUUCGCGAACACAGACAAAAUAGACAUUAACGGUCGGUGCUGUAAAAGCGAGUGCGAGUCGAAAAGCGCUCGUAUCACAGGGAAAGUAACAACGGUAUGUAAAAUAGGAGUCCUAGGAGCGAGAGAUUAUUAUUAUUAUUAUAUAUUAAUGACAUUACGAAUUCGAUGAAAACGUAACGCGUGUGUGCCAUUGUAAAUAAUAACUCGGCGUUUAUAUGCCAACCGCAUCUAAAUUAAUACCUCGUAAAGUACCUAUUUUUUGAAUCGCUUAGGAGAUAGUGUUACAAAGUAUCGUACCUAUUUACUUUCUUCCCUUUUUUCUACGUGUAAAAGCGUAUGCUCUUUUACUUCGUGCAUGAGGGACACAAACUUUUAGAAGCUAGUCGUCUAAACGUGGGCGUAUGUAAGUACACAAUGUGCGAAACGUCCCCUUCCCCUCCCCCCCCCCCUUGAUAUGUGAGUUACACGAUAAGCAAUACCCGUUCCCAAGGAGUUGACGAGAUAACGUCAAUUUAACGUAAAAUAUAUGACGCAGCAAAAGCACACCUUUUUCAAAAGCCAUUAUACCCUCUACAUAUUUACACAUAUUUGCGUUUACAUAUUACAUUUAGGGUAAGUCCGGGGGUGAUGGUCGUAAGGAAGAGAUGGUCAAUGAAAAAAUUUUAGAGAAUUAUUCAACAGGCACUGACUCGCUGAUGCGCUUCCCGAGUUACUCAGGAGAACACGCAAUCGCAAUUUUUGGAAAAAAAAAAAAAUGAAAAAGUAAGUUAUUUUCUUGUUUUUACUUUAAAAUUUUUUCGUUGACCAUCUCUCCCGUAUGGCCAUCACCUCCGGACUUAUCCUACAUUUAAAAGAAAUCGUACCGCGAGAUUAUACUAUGUCUGAUUCUACUUUUUACUGCACAUUAAAUUUUACGUUUUUUUUUUUAAACGCUUAUUAAAAUGAUGUUUUUCUUACUUUGUCGAGAAGAAACUUGGGAAUGCUACCGUAUUUACUGUACAAGUAUACCCUGUAUGUAUAUCUCGAUUAAUUUCAACAUGCAGGACGUGCUACAUCAAAAUUUAUUUUGCAAAACUUGUUGCACUCUCUUUUGCCAUUCUGUGAGCCGACUGUUUAUUUCUUCAAAAUUGACACGCGAACUAUUAGAAUAUACAAAAAGAAACAAUAAUUCUAUAGUGCAAUUCUAGUAAACACAUACAUAUCGAGAUAACAGUCACAUAAUCUCUCAUGAAGACCAAGAUCAAUUAAAUAUUCUAUGAUAACAUUUUUCUUUUUGUUUUUGUGUUAAUAUUUUUACGCAGAAAAUGAAGAGAAAAACUCGAAAUAUUAAUAUCAGCUCACGUGUAUUCAAAAAAUUUUUAUCUUGCAGAAUUGCCAUGUUUCUGCUCGAUAAAUAUGAUGGAAUCUUUUCACUUUGGAAAAACACGAUACACACACACAACAUUUAGUUUUAUACAGCACACAUUACAAGAAUAUAUUUUUAAUUCAAAGAUUGAAUAAAAUUUUCAUUUUUUUUUAAAUUUAUUCAUAAUUUUUCAAAUUUUAUCAGAAUCAAGAAAGCACGAACUAUCUGGGCUAAUUUGAAUAAAUAAUUGAAAUACGAUAUAUUUAUAAUUUAAUUAUAAAAUAUAAUUAAUUAUUGAAAACAUGAUUAAUUUUAUCGCAAACAUAUUAGUAUUGUUAGAAAAUAAACAGGUGCAAGGGAGAAAAUGCUUCCUCCUUAGAAAAAAAACACGACGAAUUAUGUCUCUCGAAAACUUUUUAUUCUUUCUUUAUGAAAAGAGAUAUCGCGUAUCGCGUAUAUCUCUGCUGCUUCCAAAAAUCGAGAGAUUGUUUGAUUUUGGAAAAAUAAAUAAUAUUUUUAAAAGCUCAGAGCUGUAACUUUAAAAAGAGAUUGGUGCAUAUGUUAAUCCUUAAUAAAUAAUAUUAAACUCACAUGUGCGGAGUCUCUCAGACCCCAGAAUUCGAACUUUGCCAUUUAGCUUUCGUUUAUAUUAAAAAAAUAAUUCUUUUCCUCUUCUUUUCUUGUCUUCCCCUAGAUAUCUUAGAUAAAUAUAUACCAAUAAAAGCAAUCAUUAUUAUGUCUAAAAAUGAAUUACUUAAAAACGAAAUCUAAACAAAGUAAAGAAUCUAUAUGUGAGACCUCUCAUUACUUCUCGUUUUUCGACUUUUUCCACGUCAGCGGAUAAAAGUUGGAGAGCAAUCGCAAUAUCGCCUUCUGCGACAUUCCUAUUUUCAAAUCGAGAACUACGCGUAUAUUUGUAAUAAAUUCAUUAAAAUCAACUUUUAACAAUUAAAGAAUUUGAAUACAAUGCCUUUUUGGCCUACCUUCUUAUCGAAAGUUAAAUGGAAAAUUAAAUGGCACCGUUGAGCACAGAGAACACGCUUAAUAUCCUCAUUUCAAUAUUUCUAUAUUUAUUAGAGUUUCGCUUAAACGUUUGUGUGUCCGAUGCGCCCGGUAAUUCCUCGAAGUGAUAUGUACAUAUAGUUAUAAAUGACAUAAUUAAUGUUGGAUAGUUCUAUCUUAGACGCUGCUAAAAUUCAAUUCAGUCACUUGGAAAUGAAAUUUCUCUUCCAGGGGAAAAUUUCUUCAGUUGUGCGUAAAUAUUAAGAAAAUAAAAACGAGUAUUAUAUUUUAGUUCUUUAGGUUUAUACGAUUCGUAAUGGUAAUUAUUUUAGUGCAGAGAUCAAUUUACGAUAGCGAGCGAGUACUUCCGAUUGUAUUUUAUUGCUCGACACAAUACGUAUGUUUUUAAUAGCGUGAAUGUGUUCAAAUCAUAAGCUGUCCUUGAAUUUGAACAUCGUCGCCAUACUUUUAGCGACUGAAACUUAGACAUUUACUAUGUACACAAUGUAUACAAGAUUCAAAGCGUUUAAAUAAAAGCUUAUUUAUUGC
Molecule: messenger RNA, 8432 nt
Organism: Formica exsecta
Lineage: Eukaryota; Metazoa; Arthropoda; Insecta; Hymenoptera; Formicidae
Product: sodium- and chloride-dependent transporter XTRP3
Exons: 12
Coding region: 1099-3204 (701 amino acids)
Biological process (GO): sodium ion transmembrane transport
Cellular component (GO): membrane
Source: RefSeq, a predicted model, not a curated record